This is a messenger RNA of Hippocampus comes (tiger tail seahorse), 2277 nucleotides long. RefSeq names its product G patch domain containing 2 (gene gpatch2). The record is from RefSeq and is a predicted model, not a curated record. NCBI's taxonomy places the organism in Eukaryota, Metazoa, Chordata, Actinopteri, Syngnathiformes, Syngnathidae. The transcript has 11 exons. The coding region runs from base 115 to 1680 and encodes 521 amino acids. Gene Ontology annotation, molecular function: nucleic acid binding.
CGUUCAGUGUUGUCUGUCCUCCUUGGCUUCGCUUUUGUGUCAGGAUGCUGCUUGUGAUGUUUAAAUGUCCUUUCGUCAUUUCUGGUUAAACGUGCACGGCAUUUGGUGGCUUUAAUGUUCCGUGCGGCUAACCGAAAAAGCAUCGGCAAAGCGGGGAACGGCUGGCACUUUCGCCGGACAAUGGACGAGCUGGUCCAUGAUCUGGUGUCAGCCCUGGAGGAGAGCUCGGAGCAGGCGGCGCGCGGCGGCUUCGGUGACGGCGGAGAACACGCUUUGAACGUGGGCUGCCUGCUGAAGAGACAGGCCCGGAAGCGCCGGGGACGCAAACGGCGCUCCGACAACCCUCACCCGCCCUGGGAGACGGCCCACCUGAGCGAGGGCUCCGAGUCCAGCGUCGAAGAGCACAAGGACUACCGUGCUGGCACAGGAAUUGUGUCCACCGCAAACAACCACACUCGCGACAACAGUGACUCGGACGAGCAGCUGGGCCCCAAACGCCGCACGCCGCAGACAUCCGACGUGGGUAGGAGCAAGCGGCCUCUUUGGCCGGACGACCCGGGCGUGCUAGGGUCCGCCGAGGGAACCCGCAGCCUCAGGCGACGACGCAAGGUCAAGCGCAUGGCUGUGGAUCCCCCAGCCGAACCGGACCUCCCCUCCGCAGUGAUGCCGGCCCCACCGUCCGUCCCCAAGGCUCGCGCGGCGGGCGCCGGGCCCAGCCGGCCGAGCCCCGGCGAGGGCCGGGCGGUCAUGGAAAUCUGUGGCGGCGGCCCGUUCCCGGGGAUGGGAAGUAAGAACAGAAUGAAGAAGAGGAAGCUGGCCCCCCACAGGCUGGGGGCGGAGGCUGCCGAUGAAGGAGUAGUGGUGGAGAGCGAGGAGCCCGUCUCAUCUGUGGGGGAAGGAUGCAAGGACAAGAUGGAGCUGGAGGAGCACAAGGGCUCUGAUGAGGAGAUGAGCGACAGGUGUGAAACCAGCAGCGUGAGUAACAGCAGCGACGGAGGCCUCUACACCAACGACGAAGGCCGGCAAGGUGACGACGAGCAGAGCGACUGGUUCUGCGAAGGAGAACCCGGCUCGGGCAGCGUGGGUGCUUGCGGGGUGGCGGGUGUCAUCCCUUGGUGGGAGAGCGAUGCCUGCGCAGAGGACCUGGACCUGAAUGACCCAGUCUUCAGCAACAUCCUCACGGGCUCCUUCCCCCUCAUGAGCCCCAACGCCAGGAGAGGGUUCCAGGCCCGGCUCAGCCGACUCCACGGGCACCCGAGGCCCUGUAACGACCUGCUGCAGGGCGGCAGCAGUCAAGCCUUCGACAACGGUCACGAGCCGUGGUUCAGCUCAAGCUCGAGGAGGGAACAUGGGCAAUUACACUGGGACCCUCGGACGGAACGAGGCCAUCGUAGGAGCUGCUCGGUAAAAACGGCCAACAGACAGACGAGCGGCCACCUGGGCUCCCUGUGCAUGGGCGACGUCAAGCGGAGGCGGAAGGCAGCCCCCCUCGGGUCCACGGCGUCCUCAGCUGUGGUGGGCGAGAGCGCGCUGCCUAUUCCCGACACCAACCUGGGCAACCGCAUGUUGCAGAGCAUGGGAUGGACUCCGGGUGUGGGCCUGGGUCCCGAGGGGCGGGGCAUCACCGAGCCCAUCCGGGCCCUUCAGAGACCGAAAGGCACGGGGUUGGGUUUCAACUGAUCGCCGACGAGCCAACUCGUUGUGUGACAUCAAAGCUGCGGGGGGGAAAUCUGCGUGACGAAUACUUGAUUUCCCAUAUUGGGGAGUUGGAAGUGACCCGAAGCCAAGACUGAGAUCUUACGACCUUUUCUGCCUCAUCAAACAAGCGUUCAGGCCACCAGAAAAGUUGAGCCACUGAUGAACUCCAGCUUGGACUGCGCAGGUCAGUGAAAUUGUUGCGCGCAAUCUGGAGCUUACGUCAAGAUUUCUCGUAGUGUCACGAGGUGAAGUUAUAACGUGUGGAUGGAUGCGCAUCACUCCAUGUUGUCUUCAUCUCGAGGAAAAAAAAAAACAUCUGCGUGUUUUGUUUUGUUCUUCAAGGUAACGUAUGUGCAGCUCUUUGGGACAAAUUUAAAUGAUUUUUUUUUUUUUUUACCGUAUUUUCACGACCAUACGGUGCACUGUCUUAAAAGGCGCGGUGUCAGAUAUGGGUGCGCUUUCUGUAUUUAAUUCAUACACAAGACACACUGCAUUAUUGUACGGAGGCCUGGUAAAAUGCAUGCUAGCUUCCAAAAUAGCUGCUAGCAUGCACGCACGCUAGCGUAUGUUUUUAAAAAG